UGCGAUAUGAUCGGAGCAAACGGGUUUCGUCAUGAUAUUGCUACAUCAUUCACUUAUGAUGAAAUUUGGACAGUUAGGGUCAUGAUAUGAUCUAUUUAGGGCUUCUGGUUUGCCUGAUUACUCUCAGGAGGGCUUUAUUGGACUUCUUAAACAAAUGGUGAAAAUUAUAAUUUCUGUAGAGUAGUUUUCUGUGAGAUCUGUGAUUCUAGCUAGAUCAGAAUAUGUUACAUUUUUCAUCGUAUAAUGUACUAAAUAUUAUGACAAUAUUAGUACCAUAGGAGCUCUACUUGAUGAUCUAAUCGACACGGGUCUUUUCGGAUUGAACUGGAUUUUUGAAUUAAUAUUUGUUGUGGUGGGUUGGAAAGGUUCACUUGUUUGGAAAGCUUGGCAAAUUCUUAGAAUACUUAGUAUUCUAACUAUCUGAAUUGAUCAAACUGAGAAUACUUAGGCGAUCAUAGGCCACUUCUAACUGUCUGAACUCCAUUCUACAUGAACAGAUCCAACCAAGAUCUAUUCGAUUCAGCAUACAUGAUUAAUCUGACUUGCAUCCAAUCGGUUCAAGAGACACUCCAACAGAACAAGAGAAACAAUGGCUGGGAGGAGGAGAAGAACCUCGAUGGUAAAUCUCAACUGUUGGGGCUUGUUCUUGUUCAUAUUCUUGAGUGUCGUUCUUGACUCUGCAUGAAGCCGCAUCUGGAAAUCUUUCCAAUAUGGUUGCACACAUAAGAUCUUGUAUUGAUGGAAGCCUCAUGCGCAUUCAUAUAUUAAAGAUGUUUAGAGUUGGAGUUCUUUUGCAUAUAUAUUUAAAGAGUUGGAGUUCCUUUAUAUAUGGAUGUAAACAUCUUUGGUGCUAUCUUUCUGAAGGCCAACUUGGCAGGUAGAUAUCAUUGUUCGAGCUAAAUGGUUUUUCUAAGCUAAUCAGUAUGGUUGGUUGCUUUGGUUUGGUUGUUUGAUUCCUCUUAAAAGCUUUUAUGAUUACUUAUUUGGAGAUAUGGUUGGUGCUGAAAGUGCUUCUACAUCCGACAUUAAGUGAACAACCUCAUAGUAAUUACUUCAAUAGCUAGGUUGAAGUUGUUGUAGCUUAAUAUUCUUUGUGAUCAUGGUACCUCAGAUUCAUUUUUGAUAUAUAGCUGCAAUCUCCUAUUUAACAGAAUAUUCCGCUCUGGAGCAAAAAAUAUAAUGACACUCCAGUUGGUUCAACACUAUUUUUACCAUCUACAACAAUGAUUUUGAAACCUGAGAAACUUUGUCACAGAUGUAUAUUGUGUUUUUGGUUUCUAUCUGAGUCAUGUCAUCUAUUAAUAUGCUUCGUGGGUAUGCUGGUGCUCGGUAGUCAUGUUAAAUUAUUGAUCACUGCUAGUCUAAAAACUUAAUUUACCAGUUUGUGAAAGCAACUAAGAGAGCAUUGUUAUCAUCUUUAUGGCACAAUCAGAUUUGAAAAAUCCUUGCCAAAAAUUAGAUUGUACAUUUGACCUGUUGCUUGGUUCAACUUGAUUAAUUACUAAAUUGAUAAGAACAGAUGUUCAACUUGCUCCAAUUCAAAAGGCAGAUAAAGGUAUAAUCUGCUGUGAGAAAGUGUUGGAAGAUACCAUUUGUCAUACUGGUCAAGCUUAUUACUAUAGCAUUUAUGAUUGACAUAUCUGAAUGACAAAAUGCAAUUUUAUUUCAUGUUAGGUUUUGGAACUCCAAUAUUCUUAGACUACAAUUCUUGUGAUCAAAUAAUCAGUUUUGAAGUCAUGCAUUAAUUACACUUGUAAUUUUCCAAUCUUGAUCUGCAAACUCUGCUAUCUACUUUAGCAAUCUUACGUUAUGGCUCGAUGGUUUCUAGUCUUAAAAUUGGAUACUCUACUGUGCAUUUACAUGACAUUUUCCUAACUCGGUUAGGAGUUUGUCCGUGUCAAUCUGAACUCAUGAAUUAGAUAUGAUAAACAUGAUAUGAGUUGAUAUACAGAAAAAUCUGGGUAUCUUUUGGGUAGUCGAUCAUUUCUCUCAUGAUGCUUACAAAUAUAUUCUCUAAUGACCUGAUAGUGUAAUUAUUUCCUUCCAUAUGGCAAAUAAUAUUCCUCAAUCUAGUGUUUAUUGCACUUUUGCUAAUUAGCUUUUCAGUUUUUGUUGAUGGUGGAUUUCAAUGUCGAUAAAAAUUGAUACCUUGCUGCCAACCAAAGCAACAAGGAAAGCAUCUACUCAAGAAUUUGUAUGCGGAAAGUAUGCAAAUUAGGCUACUACGACAGCGAUAUUGCUGGCGAGAUGCACUUGAUGGGAUUGUCUCAACAUCAACAAUCUUAAAUUCAGAAAGAAUAGUUCCCAUCAAAAAACAGAGUACGUUUCUUCUUCUUACUCUAAUUAGUCUGCUAAUGAUUUAUGCUUGAAGUCUCUAGUACCAAAGAUCCCAAUCCAUUCAUAUCAUCUCCUUGUCUGCAUAAUUGGUAGUAUAUUAUUGUGUACCAAAUGCAUCUCAGCUUAACUUGAGAAAUCAUUUCUUGUUUUUGUUUUAAUCGAGUAUUCUGCAUCAUCUAAAGGAGAAGAGCAAAUUUAGUUCAAAUUCAACAUUGCCUGCUUCUUGUCUGAAUACAUGUCUCUGUAAGACUGGCUUGGGCACCACCGAUGAGACGAUCAAUUAGAGCGUGUGGACUCUGUUGUGCCUCACUGCGUGAUAAGUCAAACCAGGAAUUUAUAGCAACUACCAAAAAGGGUUGUGUUAUGUCCCGACUUAACUCGUGAGGCAUCCAGAUUGCGCGCCCGUGAGUUAUGUCAGGACAUAACGAGUACAAGAAAUAAUGAGAUAUACUUGCGCAAGAAUUCCAUUUGUGCAGGAUUUGGCAGACAUAGAUUACGUCAAUCUCCACUUCAGGCCCACUCUGGAAUCUUCCAUGAGAAACAUUCCUCCCUGGCGGGUCAGCAGUGGUUUCAAAGGUUGACGACCACUGUGGACCGAUGACAAAAGUCAACCGGAAGAUGCAAUUUGUCCCUGGACUUUUUGAGGAGAAUGUGGAAUGUUUCCCGGGGUUGUUCCUUCAAGUAACACGUCAGUGAUCACCAUCAGAUUGCCAACUCUUGCAGGGCGUCUGCGCUCAACAAAUAUAAUCAUCGAAAGAGAGAAGAAUAGAAAGAGACGGGCUCCUAUCUUCCUUCCAACUUUGCUUCCCCAACCCGGUAUCAUCCACGCCAACUUUCUUCGCUUUCAUCGUCGAAGUGCCGUCCUUUUCAGCAUCCUUCCCUGUGUCUCUCAUCCGCUCUCUCUACGUCCCAAAACUAAGCGAACUACCAGCGCGCGCGGCGGCGGCAGAGAAAGAUCCCAGCUUUGGCGAUCCCGAGGUCGUUCCGGCUACCAGCAAGCGCGGAGGCGUAGAAAGAACCCUCGUUUCGAGAUAUCGAGGAUGCUGCGCUCGUGCUUGAGGCCGCUGGAGCGAUGCUCCGGGAGGCUCGGCGGCGGCGACGGGCUGCUGUGGCACAUGGACCUCAAACCCCAUGCGUCCGGCGAGUUCUCCAUCGCCGUCGCCCAGGCCAACGUCUCCCUCGAGGACCAGGGCCAGGUGUUCGCCUCCCCUUCCGCCACCUACAUCGGCGUCUAUGAUGGCCACGGCGGCCCCGAGGCGUCUCGAUUCAUCAGCAACCGCCUUUUCUCCCAUCUCGAUCGGUUCGCGUCGGAGCAAGGGGGCUUGUCCUCGGAGGUGAUCAAACGAGCGUUUGACGCGACGGAGGAGGAGUUUUUGUAUCUGGUGAAGCGGUCAUGGCGGUUACGGCCACAGAUGGCGUCGGUGGGGUCGUGCUGUCUCAUCGGGGCGAUCACUGACGACAGACUCUACGUGGCCAAUUUGGGGGACUCCCGGGCUGUUCUCGGCCGCUGCAGCUUGGGUGGGAGGGCCGUGGUGGCCGAGCGGCUGUCAACCGACCACAAUGUCUCAAUGGAGGAAGUCAGAAAGGAGGUUGCUGCGAAUCAUCCUGACGAUAAGCAAAUUAUUGUGCAUACCCGUGGGGCUUGGCGGAUCAAAGGGAUCAUUCAGGUCUCCAGGUCUAUCGGGGACGUCUACCUGAAGAAACCCGAGUUCAGUAGCGAUCCAUUGUUCCAGCAGUUUGUUUCUCCUGUUCCAUUGGAGAGGCCUGUCAUCACCGCAGAGCCAUCAAUUCGGGUCCAUAAGCUUAAGCCACAUGACUUAUUUUUUAUAUUUGCAUCAGAUGGACUAUGGGAGCAAUUAAGUGACGAAGCUGCAGUCAAGAUAGUAUUCAAGAACCCAAGAGCAGGAAUAGCGAAACGAUUGGUCCGAGCUGCUCUAAUUGAAGCUGCAAGAAAACAGGGAAUGAGUUAUGAUGAUCUAAAACAUAUUGAAAAGGGAAUUCGACGGCGUGUUCAUGACGACAUCACUGUUGUAGUGAUCUAUAUUGAUCAGCACCAUCAAGGUGGUCAUUCCAGAUUCAACCGCAGCAAUCGUGACUGCACGAGUGCACCUGUUGACAUCUUUUCAUUCAAUUUUGAUGAAUCUGAAGACCCUCUUCGGCGAGCUGAGUAAAUGCUAUGUGGAGGUCAACCAGUACAAGUACAUAAUCUGUCGAUUUCAUUAUCAAUAAUGCUUGGAUAUAUAUAAUCUGUCUUCCAUAAGCGUAUGAUCUAACAUAAGGUGCAGAAAAUUGGGUUGUUAGCUACUGUCAAAUUCGUGGGCAGCCGGUGGUGCCAAAGCAUGACCUAAGACUUGAGAUUUUUGGUAUGCACUUUUGUUGACAUUUUAUCAUAAUGUUGUAAACAUGUUUCAUUUUCAAAAUAAUUAUGAUGAUAGUAAUCGAGAAGUUGUAUCAAAGUGAUUGUUUGUGAU
Molecule: messenger RNA, 4808 nt
Organism: Musa acuminata AAA Group (dessert banana)
Lineage: Eukaryota; Viridiplantae; Streptophyta; Magnoliopsida; Zingiberales; Musaceae
Product: probable protein phosphatase 2C 78
Exons: 6
Coding region: 2994-4508 (504 amino acids)
Biological process (GO): peptidyl-threonine dephosphorylation
Molecular function (GO): cation binding; protein serine/threonine phosphatase activity
Source: RefSeq, a predicted model, not a curated record